This is a messenger RNA of Pochonia chlamydosporia 170, 2484 nucleotides long. Its product is annotated as vacuolar protein sorting vps16. Gene Ontology annotation, molecular function: actin binding. The transcript is spliced from 6 exons. Lineage: Eukaryota; Fungi; Ascomycota; Sordariomycetes; Hypocreales; Clavicipitaceae. Bases 1 to 2484 code for a protein of 827 amino acids. Gene Ontology annotation, cellular component: HOPS complex; cytoplasm; lysosomal membrane. Gene Ontology annotation, biological process: endosomal transport; intracellular protein transport; vacuole fusion, non-autophagic. The record is from RefSeq and is a predicted model, not a curated record.
AUGGAUACCCUUCACGCAAGAGCAGAUUGGGAGAGCGUAGGGGACAAGUGGUUUCGCAAGACUCAACAAUAUACCGAGGUGUUUGACCAAGAUUUGGAUCUUGACAAUUACAUCGUCGCUGGAGCCCCGUAUGCCGGCGCAUUAGCGUUAUGGCGAGACGACUCAAAGCUGCAGGCAUACCAACCUGGGCGAUCGACAAAACCCGCCAUUGAUAUUUACAGCCUGGCAGGAAAGAAACUCCGCUCCAUUCCUUGGGAGAACAGCCACAUCAAAGGGCUUGGCUGGUCAGAAGACGAGUCACUGUUAGUCGUGACCGCUGACGGUGAUGUACGGUGCUACGAUUUGCAAGGAGACUUUAGUAAUUUCUCUUUGGGUCAUGGUGCCGACAACUAUGGCGUUGAGUCAUGCCGCUUUUACGACAGCGGUAUGGUGGCUUUGUUGGGAAACAACACGUUUCUCACAGUAUCAUCAUACUCUGAACCACGUCCAAGACUUCUGGCAGCCACCCCAGAGGCUGAAAUUCAUUCAUGGGCAAUCAUCUCACCAGACCACACUCUGUCUCGGUCUGUUGAAGUUCUGUUGAGUGUCGGAUCUACGGUGUACGUGGUAGAUGCCACGGACUGCGAAGAUCGCUAUGUCGAUAGCGGGCCAUUCAGCCACAUCAGCGUAUCUCCAGAUGGUCGAUUCGUGAACCUGUAUUCAAAAACAGGGACCGCACACGUCAUUACCAGCGACUUUCAAGAACCGCUCUUUGAACACAAUUCUGACUCACAAACACCCCCGCAAUACGUUGAAUGGUGUGGAACGGACGCCCUGAUAGCAUGGGAAGACGAAGUACAUAUCAUUGGCCCUGGCGAUCAGUCGUCGUCUUACAUCUAUGAUAGCACGAGAGUACAUGUCAUUUCCGAGUAUGACGGAGCACGGCUCAUCACGAAUGACUUUUGUGAAUUUCUGGAGAGAAUACCGGCAGAUACACUGGACGUGUUUGGCCACUCAUCUGAGUCUUCGCCGGCCUCGAUUUUGCUGGAUGCGGUCACCCAACUCGAACUGGAAUCACCAAAAGCAGAUGACUACAUUCAACUCAUACGCCCCAAUCUAACUGAAGCCGUGGACAUAUGCGUCAAUGCGGCGGGUCGUGAGUUUGACAUCAAGUGGCAAAAACGACUUUUGAAAGCGGCCUCGUUUGGCAAGUCAGUAUUGGACAUUUACAACAGCGAUGAUUUCGUGGAUAUGUGCGAGACGUUGCGAGUUUUAAAUGCCAUCCGCGACUACAAUGUGGGGAUGCCUCUGUCUUUUGAGCAGUAUCACCGGCUCACACCCGAGAGAAUACUGCAACGCCUCCUUCAGAGACAUGACUAUUUACUUGCCUUGAAGAUUGCGGGGUAUCUGAAGCUUCCCACUGACCGCAUAUAUGUACACUGGGCGUCAACAAAGGUACGUAACGGCGCCGAAGAUGAAGACACCAUCUGCCGACUUGUAGUCGAGAGACUGUCUGGCAAACCAGGAAUAUCCUUUGAGGAGAUUGCAAGGGCAGCCUAUCAUGAAGGACGUGGACGUUUGGCGACAGAACUCCUGAAUCAUGAACCCCGAGGGGGCAGACAAGUACCCCUCCUCCUGGAUAUGGAGGAGGAUGAACUCGCACUCGACAAGGCAAUCGAGAGUGGGGAUAGCGACCUGAUCUUGUCGGUGCUCCUAAAACUGAAGAAGAAGCUGCCAUUGGCGUCAUUCUUUCGGGUUAUUAACUCGCGGGCUACAGCCACGGCGAUGGUGGAGUCCUUAGCCAUUGCUGAAGGAGACAACAGCGUGCUUAAAGAUUUGUAUUAUCAAGAUGAUCGCAGGGUAGACGGAGCGAAUGUUUUCAUUCGUGAAUCCUUGCAGCAGCCGGAUGCUCGAACUGCCGCGGACAAACUUGCCCUGGCUGCUAAGCUACUUUCCGAUUCUAAAGACUAUCUGACGGAGCUAUAUGCUCUGAAGGAAACGACAACGUUACUGCGGAUGCAAGAGACUUUGGAUCGCGACUUGACCGACUCGUUUACCGGACUGAGCGUCAAUGAGACCAUGUUCAAGCUUAUUCGACUAGGCUACCAUGGCCGAGCAAAGAAGAUUCAAAGCGAAUUCAAAGUUCCAGAGAAAGUUGCAUGGUGGAUUCGUCUGCGCGCACUGGUUGCAAAACGAGACUGGAGCGAGAUUGAGGAGACAUCCAAGAUAAAGAAAAGCCCAAUCGGCUGGCAGCCAUUUUACAAUCUUGUUUUACAAGCCGGAAAUCCCCGAUUAGCCGCUCUAUUCGUCCCAAAAUGCACGGGUCUAGAACCCGGCCAGUCGAUCACCAUGUAUGAGAAGUGCGGAAUGCGGGUGAAGGCGGCCGAGGAAGCCAUCCGUCUCAAGAACGUACCUGCGUGGGAGAGACUACUCGAGGCGGCGGGGAGGGACUCACAUGAAGGCCGUGAGAUUGAACGGCUUGGGAAUGCAGCGUUUAGACGGUGA